This is a messenger RNA of Colletotrichum truncatum, 1677 nucleotides long. RefSeq names its product vacuolar carboxypeptidase. Lineage: Eukaryota; Fungi; Ascomycota; Sordariomycetes; Glomerellales; Glomerellaceae. Gene Ontology annotation, molecular function: metallocarboxypeptidase activity. Gene Ontology annotation, cellular component: fungal-type vacuole lumen. The record is from RefSeq and is a predicted model, not a curated record.
AUGCGCUCUCGAAUCAUCACCCUCCUCGGAGCGGCCCUCGCCCUCGCAGACCAACACCCCCUCCUACCCUCAUCCUCGUCCUCCUCAUUCACCUGUGACCUCCCACCCCCCGUAUCCCCAAACGAUGGGCUGCCCUCAGCAAAGGACCUAUUCUCCUCCGAAGCAGCCCUCCUAAAACAAGUCGAGCGCCACGCAGCCCUCGUCCGCGUGCCAUCAAUCUGCUACGAUGACCUGGGCGACUUUGACAAAGAUCCCCGUUGGAAGGUAUUCUACGAGCUUCACGACGUAAUCAGAAAGACUUAUCCCGCAUUACACGCCCGCUCAAACCUGGUCAAAGUAAACACCUUCGGCCUGGUCUACACCAUCCCCGGAUCCAACCCUUCCCUCAAACCAAUCCUCCUCGCAGCCCACCAGGACGUCGUCCCCGUAGCGGACGCAUCGACCUGGACGUACCCGCCCUUCUCGGCGCACUUUGACGGCGAAUGGAUGUGGGGCCGCGGCGUAUCGGACGACAAGAACUCCUUCACGGCCCUCCUCUCGGCGCUCGAGACGCUCCUGUCGGACCCCUCGUGGAAGCCCAACCGGACAAUCAUCCUGGCCUCGGGCUUCGACGAGGAGUGCUCCGGGCGGAGGGGCGCGGGCUUCAUCGCGAAGCACCUCGAAAAGGAAUGGGGCAACAACAGCAUGGCCCUCAUCCUGGACGAGGGAGGCAUGGGCCUGCAGCAGCUCGACGACAAGACGCUCUACGCCCUCCCCGGCGUGACGGAAAAGGGCCACGUCGACAUCUGGUUCGAGCUGCACGUGACGGGAGGCCACUCGUCCGUGCCGUUCCCGCAUACCGGCAUCGGCAUCGUGUCGGAGAUCGUCGUCGCGCUCGAGUCCCACCCUUACAGCCCCAAGCUGACCACCUCGUCCCCGCUGUACCAGCACAUCGUCUGCCAGGCGCGGUACUCCCCGGACGCCCAGCCCAAAAUCACCCGUCUGCUGGAGGAGGGCGACCUGGACGCUCUGGCGGAGGAGCUGGUGACCAUUGACCGUCCCACGCACUACCGUCUCCAGACCUCUCAGAGCGUGGAUUACUUCCAGGCCGGCCAAAAGAUCAACGCGAUGCCCGAGGUCGUAAAGGUUGGCGUGAAUUACCGCGUCGCCCCGCAGAACAGCAUCCCCGAGAUCCAGCACAACAUUGUCAGGUACAUCAGCGGCAUUGUGGAGAAGUACGGCAUCAAGGUAGAGGCAUUUAAGGGCGACGACGAGUACGACAACUAUGCUGCGCAGCAGUAUCGUGAUUUCGGCGGUGUCAGUUUGGAGGACGACGUCAAGCCGCUGUACGAUGUCGAUUACAACGGCACCUUGGUGCUUACCUCUAGCCAGAAGACGCUCGUCGCGCCCCUGUCCCCUACCAAGGGCCCAAUCUGGGAUCUGUUCUCUGGUACUCUGCAAUCUAGCUUUGCAUUCGACGGAGGCAAGGUUAUUCCUGUGGGCGAGUCCAUGACCGGUAACACGGACACGAGACACUACCUAAAUCUCACGCCAAAUGUCUACCGCUUUGUGCCUAUUCGGAAUGGCGCUACACUCAACGCCCAUACGAUUGAUGAGAGAAUCAAAAUCAGCGCGCACCUAGAAAUUCUUAGAUUUUACUAUGACCUGAUUCGCAACUUUGAUGCGGCCGAUGUCUGA